Messenger RNA from Dothidotthia symphoricarpi CBS 119687, 3336 nucleotides. RefSeq lists its product as uncharacterized. The transcript has a single exon. The coding region runs from base 1 to 3336 and encodes 1111 amino acids. The record is from RefSeq and is a predicted model, not a curated record. NCBI's taxonomy places the organism in Eukaryota, Fungi, Ascomycota, Dothideomycetes, Pleosporales, Dothidotthiaceae.
AUGGCAGAUCCACCCCACCGACGUUCCGGACGGCUCUCAAGCAAGAAGAAGAAGUCAGGAGAACAGCCUGAGACUACUGCGAAACGCCGGGCAAGCGACGCGUUCCAAGAUGAGGACAAUACGCUUGACGAUGAGUAUCAGCAGAGUGAGGCCGAGGAGAAAGCGGGCAGCGACCACAACGGCAACCCUUCGAAGCGCAAAAAGACGGUCAUGAAACAGCGGCCUUUCAAACGUGGUCCAGACCGAAAAAUGCAGACUUUCCUAUCGCCCGGGUCAAGCUCACAGGCGGUCAAAGGAGAAAGCGAGACGCUUCCCGAAGGCCUCCGCAGAUCUAAGUCAAGCGAAGAAGUCUACUCAGAUGAACGCACACUUCUUCUCCAGCGGUUCAAGACUCUGUUGUCCAACGUCAAACUGAAAGUACACCGGAAACCUACUCCUGCUGCUACGGCCAUCAACCACAGCAUUCACAACUUCUUCAACAUGCCUGUGAGAGAAGGACGCACUUUCGUACCCGUGGUUGAGCGGGCCAAGGGUAGACCUGUCAGGGUUGGGGCGGGCAAGCCUAAGAAGACUCUGAAGCCGUGGGUAUUCGCUGCAGAACGAACAGCAUCAGACGGCACAAUCGAACGCCGAUACUUCGGACUUUGGAUUGCUUCAGCCUUGACCCAGACCACAGCCGACCUCGUGUGCACCGAUCUGACGAAGGCCCUCAAUGGAUGGCCAGGGACUAUCGACGCCAUCACAUCAGACAGUGAACCAGUGUUGGGAGCGUCACAUAUUUGGGGGCUAAUUCGAGCAUCUCUUGCACGCCAUGACCGCACAUACUUGCGGAGUCCCAACUAUGCGCAUAAGAGGGACAAAUCGUCGUUCUAUCUCAACCCGAUACUCGUUGAUCCCAUUACGUUCAUGCCGAGUAUGCAGUGGGAAUACACCAUCUCCCCACUUUCCAUCGCUAUCACUACCGAUGAUACGUCAACAUUCAUUCCCAAGGGAUUUGGUUUCGUCAAGUACGAAGGCGGAGGAACGAAGGGUCGCGUGUUCGACUACGACUGCUAUUCGUACAAGCUCUCAGCCGACGGCCAAGAAGAACUACACGAUAGUGGGCUUCCAGCCGAGCUGUUCAACGAAGGUGAGGAUCGCGAUCAUGUGGAGAAGAUCGAGAAGCUUGCUCGUGGGCUUCUGGCAGCUACCUUCAUGAUGGUAGCAACGCCAGACCAGUUCAGAUUAUUUGCCGAAAAUUGGAUCAAGGAGAGAGCCAACAAGAAGAUACUCAAAGCGGUUUUGGUCUACGGCGGCAAUAGCCUGGUAACUCUCGAUCGCCAAUUCCUGUCUUGGAGUAUCGUACCUUCGGAUCAACUUCGAAAAGACUUGAUACCUGGCUGUUACCUACCAGCUGUAGUCGUGAACUCCCGCGACCGUGCUCGAGUGGUGCCAGUCCUUGAAGCCUUGAACAAUACGUACAUCAGCACUGCUUCUGUUACAGAUGCAUGGAUACAGGCUGUGAUCCAAGCUGAUAUGGUAAACGAAGCGAUACGACACGGCGAACCGUCGCUAUCCACGUGUUAUUGCGAUGAAUUCACGGAUUCUGAGAUCAUCCACUGCUGCGGAGACUGCGGUCGUUCCUUUCGAUGCGGACAUCUCACCAUGGCUGCACAUGGUCUACGAAUUUGUAAAGUAUGCACAAUCGAGCGGGCCACAAAGCCGUUCGACCCUGCAUACUGGAUCCGCCAUCGUUUUCGAAUCAUCAUCGCUCGUGCCGAAGCCAGCGGUAGCGAAGACAAGGAAAACGAAGGCUUGGCCAUUCAGUACCUUCGUGCAAGUAUCGAAGGCUUUGAAUGGAAAGACAGCUAUUGUGAUCAGAUGCGCACACUUCUUCCAGAGCGCAAUCGCCAUUUUGCCCCUUCUGUCGAUGCAGCUUUUCCAUUCGGCCGCGGGACUGAUAUGACUCUCAUACAUUCUGCCGAUAAUGUUGUUCUUACGACUUUCGCUCUGAAUAUGAUGAAACACACGCAUAUCCCAGGUUUUCUGGAAGAGUUGGCAAGGUAUCUCAAGAACACCGAUAAGAUUGCGGAAUCCAGCGAGCUUGGUCAGCCUGGAAAAGACAAAGCACUGAAAGAGGAGAGAAUGAAGAUGAUCGCUUUGUGUACCGAGUUCACCCUAGUACGGUUGUUGUUUCCUAUCUCGAAGAAGGGCCGGUCAGGGCUGAGCAACUCUCGUGUGGAGUCGAUGCGGUUAAGUUGUCAGAGCGGCAAACUCAAGCAUGGGCUCAACACAUCAGCUGGUGCGCGCCUAGCGUCAAAGACAGAGUUGCCGAAAGUUUUGCAGUUUGGAACCACACGUCUCAAUUGGGCCAGCGAUGUCCUUGCUCGAAUGAAGGUGCUCAUCGACGAAAUCCAGGCUGAGUUUGGAUGCCAACUAGACAAAUCUACUCAAGAUCGUUGGGUUUGGGUCGGUGAACCAGGUAGCAUGCCUGCCGGAUGGAACAGCGAUGUCGCCUUCAGAUUCGCAACAGAUCGUCUCAAGAUGAUGACGUCGGCAUGCAACAGAUACUUCGAAACGAUCGAGGACCCGGAAACAAUCUUUAUCGAGAUUGUAUUCAUCGCCUGCGUCAUUCACUGUAAGAUCAAAGAGGAGGACGAGUGGAAGGGGAAGACCUACUCAUUUUCCGAUUUCCAAAAGCUCAAGUCGCGCUAUGCUGAGUUCCUUGGACUUCCCAUGGUUCUCCGACCUCGCUCCCCGUUGCGUAUGUCUAUAGGACAUAUAGAACAUGGCAGGCAGAUGCUCAGCGGAUGGACUCAAGGUCCUACCUCUCUCAAAGACCGGAACGAUGCAGCCCAGAACAUGGUAGCUCAAACCUGGGCCUCCAACAUGUUGCUGUUUGACUUUGACUCGGAGUGCUACGAAGCAUUGAAGCAGAUGGUCCGCGAGAUCAAAGUGCCAACUGAGUACUACGAUCCUACCAUAUCACGAACUCGCCUUACCAAUGCCACGAUCGAUGAUAUGUAUCUUGACGACUCCGAAGACACCACCGAUACCCUGGAGAAUCCAGAGACUUGCGACGAUUUUGCGAUGUUUGGCAAUAUCGGAGAAGAAGACGACGAGGAUGUGGACGACGAGGGUGUGGGUGCUGUGACAGGAGCGACUCCCUCCAACGCAAUGCAACAAAAGUACGAGAUGUAUGCGGGACUCUAUGAGCAACAUGCCGAGGAGAUAGGAAAGAAGGGAGCGCACUGCUUGGAACAGAUGGGGGAAGCGAUGCAGUCCAACGACAGGAGGCAGUUCGAAAAGUUCGAAGAGAUGUUCAAGAAGGAGCUACCGGAUGAUGAAUCUUUGUGA